AGAUCAGCUGUAUCUGGUAGCUACGAAGACCUGCUCGGUGGUGAUGGGGGACGGGUCGGUGAUACCACAGUCUCAUUUGUGACAGUAUUGCUGUCUGCCUGCCAUGUUCAGAGGGUCGAUUCUUGGCUGAUGGCCAUGAAAUCAACAACUAUGGACGAUCUCGUUGAACGCCGUCCUUGAAGGCGCGAAAAAUUGCUAUACCUUCCUUUGGGAGACACUACUGACAUGAAGCAACAUUCUUGCUGGCUCGUCCUCAUUCAUCGCUCACAGCACUCUCCGCAGAAUGCUGUCAGAUUCAGGUCGAGCAGUUCUGACGCUGAUCCUGACCGCCAGCGUCAACGCCGCACUACCACCUGACACCCCUUGGCAUGCUCGUCAGGAUGCAAACACAGAGACUCUGGUCCCGACGAUCACUGUACAAUCUGCAGUCGCUUCAUCCUCUGAUAUCGUUAGCACCAGCCGCUUGGUUCCAAUCGCUACACCUAUUCCGCUGGCCGACAAGAUGGGCCUGAUCAUGCCGGACCCUUGGCACCCUGUCUAUGCUGGCCUGAAUUAUUCGUUCGGAUUCGUUGAUCCUACUCCGAAGCCUGCACCGACGAUUGGAGGAUGGAUCAGGCAGAUUCAGCCACUGCUCAUCUUGCCCAACUACAGGGUGAAUAUUUUCCCCUCGAGUGGACAGAGCAAUCCCGAAGUGGCUAGUGCUGUGCCUCUCGGUAGCGAUGGUCUAUGCGGGGCAACUGUCAUAAACUACGCGACGUCCUAUCCAUUUGUCUUUCAAGAAUCAGGCUGGUAUAUGUUCGUCAUCAAUCAAACUUGGCUGCAACCUACCAUUUCCGAAAAUACUUGUCGGAAACCACUCAUCUCUGAAAAGUCCUUCUUCGCCUGGCAAUCCCUCUCAGUGGCUCCCUUACCUACGUCGACGCCCCUGCCCUCCCCCAGCACAAGGACCAUAUACAAUAAUGUCGUUACCAAUACGCCUGGUCAAUUGCCUUUCGAGAGGACAGUAGAGACGGAUAGACAUAAACUCGCAAUCGGUAUCGGCGUCACUGUCGCUGUGCUCGCUCUUAUCGGAAUGGGCGCAGUUAUAUACUUUGCACAGCGUAGAGCAAAGAUGAGGCGGGAGAGCUUGGCUUUCUCUCGUUUGUCCGAACGAGACAAGCAAGAUUUCCUGGCUGAGAACCCCGACUCAUGGCUGAACCCCAAUCGAAAUAUCCGCCAGAAUCGUGGAGGCCCACCCGCUCCUCCAGGUACUUGGGCAUACGAGAAUUGGUAUUGGCAACAGAUGUGGAACCGGCAGCAUGCUCCAUGGCGUUGGGGCGGUCAAAGCAGUGGUGCUGGAGCUGAGCCCGCCCACCUGCAGCCAAUGACGAUGGUGCAACAUGGAUACCCAACAUAUCAAGGAUAUCAUGGAGGGUAUCAGUACAACGGUGUCCCCCAGCAGCCUGUAUAUCGCUAGGUGUCCACAGUAUGUAUGUUUUGAUCUUGCC
Kockovaella imperatae is the source of this 1487-nucleotide messenger RNA. RefSeq lists its product as hypothetical. The transcript has 6 exons. The record is from RefSeq and is a predicted model, not a curated record. NCBI's taxonomy places the organism in Eukaryota, Fungi, Basidiomycota, Tremellomycetes, Tremellales, Cuniculitremaceae. Bases 284 to 1456 code for a protein of 390 amino acids.